CACUAGCUAUUGAUAAUAUCAUGGAAUCCUUGCCAAUAUUAUCCUUGUCAAGUUUACUCUUCAUCACUAAUUUGUUAGUCUCUCUAGUUUUGAUGAUUAUAUGUAUUCUUCGUAUGAAAUUGAUUUCAUUUCAAUCGAAUACGAAUAAAAACUUACCACCGUCACCACCAAGACUUCCGAUCAUUGGCAACUUCCAUCAAUUAGGCUCAAACCCGCAUUACUCUCUCAAAGAAUUGUCACAAAGACACGGUCCAAUCAUGCUUCUUCGCCUUGGUAGCGUACCUAUGCUUGUAGCAUCUUCUUCUCAAGCAGCCCAAGAGAUCAUGAAAACCCACGACAUAUCAUUCUCUAGUCGACCCAACUCACAUAUCCUAAACAUAUUGUUGUAUGGUUGUAAGGAUAUCGCGUUUUCUCCAAAUAAUGAAUAUUGGAGGCAGUUGAAAAGUAUUGUGGUGUCACAUCUUUUAAGUAACGCACAAGUUAAGUCAUUCCAAAAGGUGAGGGAAAAAGAGAUAGGUCUUGUGAUCGAGUCACUUAACGAUAGUUGUGGUUCUUCGGUUGAUAUGAGUGCGUUGCUUGUUUCUCUUGCGGAAAAUGUGAUGUGUAGGGUGGCACUUGGGAAGAAAAUUGAUGGAUUAAAGCUUACAAGUUUGUUAAGAAGGUAUCUAAAUAUGUUUAAUCUUUUUAGUGUUGGGAGUUAUAUUCCAUGGUUAUCAUGGGUAGAUCAACUCACUGGUUUAGUAGGCAAAGCGGAAAAAGUUGUUAACGAAUUUGAUGAGUUUCUUGAAGAUGUUAUUAGAGAGCAUGAGAACAAGAAGAAAUUAGAUGAAGAUAAUGUUGAGUUUGAGGAAGGGAAAGACUUCAUCGAUAUGUUACUAAGCGUCCAAAAAGAUGUAACGAUGGGAUUUGCUUUUCAAAAAGACACCAUUAAAGCCGUGAUCUUGGACAUAUUCGGCGGUGGAAUUGACAGUGUUUUUACAAGUAUGGAGUGGAUAAUGAGCGAGCUAGUAAAACACCCAAGAGUAAUGAAAAAACUACAAAAAGAAAUAACGGAAGUUUUGCAAGAAAGAUCAGUGAUUUCCGAGGAAGAUUUGGAGAGAAUGCAGUAUCUUAAAGCAGUCAUAAAAGAGAGUUGGCGACUACAUCCUCCAGUUCCAACUCUUAUUCCUCGGAAAUCAACACAAGAUGUUAAGCUAAUGGGAUAUGACAUUCCAGCCGGCACACAAGCUAUGAUUAACGUUUGGCAAAUAGGAAGAGAUCCGGCCUUAUGGGAGGAACCUAACGAGUUUAAGCCAGAAAGGUUCUCAAAAAACACUAUUAUUAACUAUAGAGGUCCUACUUUUGAUGUGCUUCCAUUUGGGGCGGGUCGACGAUCAUGCCCAGGUACUCAAUUUGGCGCAGCUGUCAUCGAACUUGCUAUAGCAAAUAUCGUGCAAAAGUUCAACUUUGCGCUGCCAGAUGGAGUUAAAAAUGAGGAUUUGGACAUGACUGACAAAUAUGGUAUUACAGUUCAUAGGAAGUUCCCUUUGCAGGUUAUUGCGAGCCCGCGGUUCUAGUGUUUGUUUUCCUAGCUAGCUAGACUUCCAUAUUAUGCAUGCUAAUAAAUGCAUGAAUUAUUAUCGGGCGAUCAAUAACUAUAAUAAGGAGGAUUCAGAUUUCUCAAGUUAUUAUCAUGCGAUCAAUAGCUAUAUAUAGCGGUCACAUCACAAAAUGAU
Molecule: messenger RNA, 1715 nt
Organism: Erigeron canadensis
Lineage: Eukaryota; Viridiplantae; Streptophyta; Magnoliopsida; Asterales; Asteraceae
Product: cytochrome P450 Tp4149-like
Exons: 2
Coding region: 21-1556 (511 amino acids)
Molecular function (GO): iron ion binding; oxidoreductase activity, acting on paired donors, with incorporation or reduction of molecular oxygen; heme binding
Source: RefSeq, a predicted model, not a curated record